ACAACGUCGAAAGGGGGAUAGAGAUAGCGAUACCGACAAGAGGAGCGUCAGCGAGAGCGCGAGAUGGAUCGCUACGACAUGGAAGACGUCGUGGUGGCGCCCCCUGCCGAAUGCAGUUCCCCACUUAAGGAGUGGCGCCUUAAGCUCCAAGCGGGCACUCUUACACGCAAAGAUUUCAUCGAAUUCUUCAAGAAGGAGGCGCCCAAGUUCUUCGACUAUCAGAAUAUUUUGAAAACAGAUUCAACUGCACUAACUCGUGGAGAAGGAAAUGCUCCUGAUGCGGGCCAUCGAAGGCAUGAGUGUAUUUUCCAUGACGACAAUGUUUCUAACUGGAGUGUUGCGAUGAUGAGGACGCUCGCCAUGGUGGGCGCGCAUAUAUCUCGUGGUUCCAUCAAAUGCAUGUUUAAGGAGGCACUCGCCAAAGAGGAGAUAAUCGAUGUGGUAGUGGAGUUCAUAAUGGGUGACAAUCCCGUCACGGCUCUGGAGAAGCUCCGACUAGAGGGAAACACGGCCACUGUCUGUGGCAAGGUCUUCAAAAACGGGGAGCCCACCUACAGUUGCCGCGAGUGCGGCGUCGAUCCCACCUGCGUGCUUUGUGUCAACUGCUUUAAGCGGUCUGCGCACCGCUUCCACAAAUACAAGAUGUCCACCUCGGGCGGCGGUGGCUGCUGCGACUGUGGCGAUGACGAAGCCUGGAAGAAGGAUCACUACUGUCAGCUGCAUCUGGCUAAUCGAAAGAAUCCGCUAGAGAGCAAGAUCAUUACUGAAGCGGUCCUUGAGCGGGCGGUAAUUUGUUUUGGUGCGAUCCUUUCGUUCUGCGUUAACUACUUGGAAAUCGAACCGAACGGAAGUCUUCAGUGUUUGGAUGGCGAUGGAGCACAAUUCUGCACGGUGCUUUAUAAUGACGAAUCGCAUACCUUCGACCAGGUGAUCCAAACGCUCACCAAGAUUGCGAAGUGCGGACACAAGGAUGCCAUGGAAAUUGUCGCUACAAUCGAUCGCGAGGGAAGAGCGGUGGUCAAGUGCGAUACCUUUAAGGAGUGCAACGACCUGAAGACGGCCAUCGAGAAGCAGAUGAUACCGUCAAACAACUUGUUGUCGAAUCAGCGCAACAGCCAGUCGCUUCGGACUUCCGUGCUGCACACCACAGCGGUGGCCUACCAGCAGUUUGCUCUGCAGUUGCUUGGCUGGUUCCAGGAGUUUCUCGUGUGCCACUAUCUUUUCCGGAAGACGUUUGCCGGACUGGUGCAGCGCAAACAGGAGGCCUUCUGCAUCCGACAUAUCCUCGAGUACGAUGUCAAGCUGUGGAAGACGGCCCGUACCUGUUGGCACCGCCUGCUUAUCUCCGGCAUGCUAAUGGAGUACGAUAACAAGAUGGUGCUAGCCCAGGAAUUCUCGCGCCGCUACGCCACCAUCGUGGAGGACUUUAUAAGUGACGACCACGACCACGCCUUUUCGAUCGUCUCUCUCAGCGUACAGCUGUUCACGGUGCCCAGCAUCGCCCAUCACCUAAUCGCCCAGGAGGGCAUAUUCGACAAGCUGCUGCACACGUUCUAUCACGUGGCCAUUGAGAAGUUUAUUCAGAAUCGGACACUGCACUUUAGCAAGAACACGGCCAGCCUGACCUUCUUCAAGCGGGCCAACUAUAUCCUGUACGACCUUCGAUAUCUUCUCAGCCUCAAGCCGGAGGUUCUCAGCAAUGAUCUGAGGAACGGAUUUCUCGAAGGCUGUCGUGCUCUGAUGCGCGUUUUAAACGUGAUGCAGGGAAUGGAGUCGAUAACAAGGCAGACAGGUCAACAUAUGGACUACGAGCCCGAAUGGGAGUGCGCCUUCAACUUGCACAUUAAGCUAGCGACGACUAUUUCUCAGGUGAUCGAGUGGGCUGCCAGCGAUGUUAAGUUGCUGCGUAAGCUGUAUAAGAUGACAGUGCGGGCCCUGGUGGGCAACAGUUUCAUCGUAGGCGGCGAGAAGACGGAGGCGAAGAGCGUGGCCGGUCAUGUGGCCAACUGCCGUAUGUACGAUGUCUCGUCGAAGCCAGUUUCUAUCCACUUGCCGUUAUCCCGCUUCUAUUCUGGGAUCUAUCUGCAUUUGGGUGCCCACGAUAUGACGUAUGACAGCCUCCAAACUGAAACCGAGGGGCUGAACAUUAAGCUCACCCCGAGGGAGAUAAUCGAGCCGGUUCUGUGCACCCACGCCAUGAUUGCCCAAGUGACCGCGGGCAUGUGGCGUCGCAAUGGCUACUCGCUACUUCACCAACUUUACUUCUACCGCAACGUGCGCUGUCGGGUAGAGAUGCUAGAUAGGGAUAUUGUUUGCCUACAGAUUGGCGCCUCUCUCAUGGAAAGCAAUGAGUUCCUGAUCCAUGUGCUGAACAAGUUCAAUCUGAUCUAUUGGGCGCAGGCGAAUUACGAGACUAUGAUCGCGAAAGCGACUGAAGACGAGGAGUUCAUGCGACAGUUGUCUAUGAUCGACGAGUUUCUGGAACUGCUUAUUGUGAUCAUUGGCGAGCGUUGGAUGCCGGGGGUGUCGCUUGUUACUGAGGAGGAUCGCCUGCGCAAGGAGAUCAUCCAGCUGCUGUGCACCAAGUCUUACUCCCAUUCAGAACUAAGUCGUGCCCUGCCGGACGGUAACAGUGGGAAUAGUGACAAUAUCUUUGAGGAUGUGAUCAACACCGUGGCAUCGUUCAAGAAGCCGGUGGGCGUCGAUGGCAAGGGAGUGUACGAGCUGAAGGAGCAUCUGUUUGAUGAGUUCAAUGUUUAUUUCUACCACUACACCAAGGAAGACAAGUCCAAGGCCGAGGAAUUGCAACGGGAGCGCCGCAAGUCCAAAAAGGAGCUUGUCUGUUGUCCCCCACCGAUGCUGCCCCAGCUGGCGCCUGCUUUCACAUCCAUGGCCAACAUUCUGCAAUGCAAUGUGUUUCUUAGCAUAUGCACCUUAAUAAUGGAUCGUGCUUUGGAUGCUCACAGCCGCUCCUUUACAGAAUCCCAUCUUCAAAAGAUUCUUCACCUGCUGGGCUUCGCCAUACAAGAAGAGCUUAGCGAGCACUAUCCCUUCCUGAGCUUUUACGAACGUUCCCAGAAGUAUGGAAUACUGGAGAAGUUAGAUGAGCUGGCUCGCUGCCCAAGGUUGGAGGCCCAUCGCGAUUUUGUUCUGUGGACCAUCAAGCGGUAUAAGGAGCUGCAAGCCAAGCAGGCGCCCAGUGGAGCCGGACCAAGUGGUUCACAACAGUCUGCAGGGGAUGAGCAACCGUUAAGCUCAGAGGAACAGGCGCGGCAGGAGAAGGAGGCUCGUGCUCGAUUAGCGGCCGAACGGCGAGCAAAGAUCAUGGCCCAGAUGAAGAACGCCCAGAAGUCGUUCAAAAAAAAUGCUGAAAUGUUCGCCACCACUGAUGACACGGAAUCGGGCCAGGAUCAGGAUCAGGAUCAGGAUCAGGAUCUGGAGGGUGGAAGUACUGCGGCAAUGGAAUGGGAGAAUAUUUCAACCGACGAGGAGGAGCAGGGCGCCGUGGCCCUAAAGCCGAACGUGUCCUGCUUGGGACCAGAUCGCAGGAGCUAUCAAGUCAGCGAAACCGCAUUCAAGUGCAUCCUGUGCUUCGAGAACUGUGCCAUCACCCGUAGUGGUCCUCCCCUAGUUAGCUUCGCGUUCGUACAGACCUCGCGGGUGAUCUUUUCCAAACCGAGUGAGAAUCAAGGCCGCAGUGCGCUGCACAUGAGCUGCUGCGGCCACGUGAUGCACUACAGCUGCUGGCAAGAGUACUACAGUAACGAGGCGGUAAAGGAGCUACGACGCCCGCAGCGCAAUCGGGUGCCCCUUAGUCUGCAAGACAACACAGAGUUCCACUGUCCGUAUUGUAGGACUCUUAGCAACACUGUGCUUCCUGUCAGCGAGCCUUUGCCUGCUUUCUCAUCAGUCGUGCCAACAUCAGAGGGCUUUCUGCCAUUGGACAGCUUCGUUGAGAUCAUGCGCACGCUGGCCAGCGAAUUGGCUGGGGCCAACGCCUUCAUAUGGCUACUGCCGACCGUGACCAAUAUUCUGCGCAAAUCUGGGGUGGUCGGCGACAUGGCCCAGUUUGAGCAAAGUGUUCAGCUGAUCCAGGAGCCUCCUCAGCUCUCGGGAAACUAUGCCGACGUGAUGUCCUCCUUUGGGAAGGCCUUGCGUAACGCCGUGCAUAGUGAGUCGCAUAACUACAAGGCUCCCACUUCUUCUUCAACGAAUUUCGAUAACCUGGAGACCGACGCCACCAGCUUGGAGGCGGUCCCUCAGUUAUGGGACACGUGCAGCUACACGCUGCAGGCCCUGGAGAUCUACCUGUUCGAAAUCCAAAAGCCGCUGAAGGCCGAGUUGCCCAUGCGCCAUCAGAGCUGUGUCACCAAUUUGGUAAGAGCCUGUGCGCUCUCCUCGGCUGUUGAUAGCACAAGCGAUGUGCACCGUCCGGUGCCGCGUGUCCAAGCGUUGUGGGCAGCCCGUCUGCUGGACACUGUUUUUAACCAAAAGGGAAGCAGUGUGCUGGAGUGGGACUGCUUUCGCACGCUUGUGCAGUUGCAGUUCGGCGUGCUGAACCUUAUUGCCACCGAGAAAGCGUCUCAAACCAUCAUACCCAGCGGCAGCAUGUUCGACUUCUACAUUUUGCAGACCAUGUUCCUGGCGCAUCUGACUAAGGCGGUUAUCUGCUUUGAUGUUGAGAAGGAGCAGGCGAAGCGGACGAACGAGACGCCAUAUUUAGAGCUCUCGCAACUGGCGUAUGUUGAGCUGUUACCACCUAAAAUUCAGGAAAACAUGGUGGCAUUCUAUCGCCGCUACAAUAUACCGGCCAGAGUGCUUCAGCGCAAACAGCAACAGCAGCUGGACGAUGAGCGCAAGCAGCAAGAGAAGGAGGAGCCACAGCCGCAGGAAAAGGAGCAGACGGUGGUAAUACCCUGCGACCAGCAUACUUUAGCCCUGCUUCUCGAAUAUGUGCAGCGUCAAAUGAGCUCCUUUCUGCGUUGCUGCAGCCUGUUCUAUCGCUGUCUCACCGAUGUGGACUAUCCGGACACGUUCCCCACGGAUCAGCCGGAUCGCUUCGACCUUAUGUGCCAGUACUUGGGCCUAGAUUCGCAGCUGGGCGUGUAUUUUGAUAUGGAGACGGUCUAUGCCACAAUGAUGAACUCGUUUGCCUCGCACCCGGAAAUUGCCAGGGAGGUGGAGCACCGCUGCCAGCCAGAUAGUGGCCCUGGCUUGGAGAUUAUUCCCUGUCUGCGUCCGCUGCCGCGCUUAAAGCCACUGUUCGACGACUACAGCGAUCUGAUCAACAGUGUUUCGGAUAUAUUCUGUCCCAACAAUGAGCGCGAGGAGAUGAAGACUCCGACCAUGUGUCUGAUUUGCGGCACCAUCCUGUGCGGCCAGUCGUACUGCUGUCAGCCGGAGCUUGGCAUGAUGACGGUGGGUGCCUGCACCCAUCACGCCUAUGACUGUGGCGCCGAGGUGGGGAUAUUUUUGCGCAUCCGCGACUGUCAGGUUGUGUACCUCGGCCGCGGCAAGGGAUGCUAUGUGCAGCCGCCGUAUUUGGACGAGUACGGGGAGACAGAUCAGGGUCUACGGCGCGGCAAUCCGCUAAGACUCUGCCAGGCAGCAUAUAGUAGGAUCUACCUGCAAUGGCUAAGCCAUGGCCUACAUGAAGAGAUUGCCCGACUAAAUGACAACACCAAUGUGCCGGUGACUCAGUGGCAUCACAUGUAGUCAGAAGCAUACCGAGCAUCACCAGCGGCACCAAUGGCAGCGGAUAGGAGCACCAGGCAGCAAAAAGGCAGUGGCGGCAGUCAAUGUGAUUAUUACAUACUAACAUUAGGAGAGCCUAUUUAUAUGUCUAAGCAUUUUACCAAUUGUCCCUUUCGGAACAACCACUCAUCAACCCACCAGUACCUCCAUCCCACACCCAGUCGCACAUACACACUCCCCCACACAAUUCUCAGUCCCCAGAUCCCAAAUCGAGUGAUGUAUAAUUAUUAUAUUGGGUUUCUUUAAUAUUAUUAAUUCAUUAAAUCAAUAUCAUUUUUUGAGCUAAUGUUAGAGAACUUGUUGAUAGUUUGAGCGGCCGAGCGCCCUCUUCUAGUUAUAUAUCUAUAUAUAUAUAAUAAACAUAUGCUACAUAUAUAUGUAUAGCGACUAGGCUAGAUUUUUGCCAGCACUUCGAGUGUCGCAACAUCAAAAGAAAUACAAAAUAAAACAAGAAAAAUCGAA
Molecule: messenger RNA, 6216 nt
Organism: Drosophila serrata
Lineage: Eukaryota; Metazoa; Arthropoda; Insecta; Diptera; Drosophilidae
Gene: Ubr1
Product: Ubr1 ubiquitin ligase
Biological process (GO): ubiquitin-dependent protein catabolic process via the N-end rule pathway; protein ubiquitination
Cellular component (GO): ubiquitin ligase complex; cytoplasm
Molecular function (GO): ubiquitin protein ligase activity; zinc ion binding
Source: RefSeq, a predicted model, not a curated record